AUGACUUCCUUCCUCACUACAUACUGCCACACAGUAGCACAUCUUCCAUCAUCAUCCUUUUUUACUCUGGCAGAUAUCCUAUCGGAUGAGCCGACUCAGUCUCUCACCGCCGAUGGCAAGCACUUCGUAUGGAUAUUCAGUUAUUAUCUGAUCCAAGAGAAGCGAGCUUUGACCAAAUCGGCAAACUGGCGUGAUUAUGGGGAACCUCAACUAUUGAGCCAUUGCCUAAGUGGAUGGAGAUUGAUGUCAAUGAUGCAUUGGAAUUCCUGGGUUCCAGUUUCGACAACCCAGCAGUGCGCUCGAAUGCUGUGGCGAGGUUGCGCAUGGCAGAUGAUAGGAGCUUCUUCUCUCUAUCCCUUGCAACUGAUACAGGCGUUGAAAUACGAGGAAAUUUCCUUUGAUCAGGCUGAUGGCGCAGCCCGGGACCUUUCCCUAGCCAGUUUCCUCAUUGCGCGUGCUGCAAACAACUUCAAGCUUGGUCACAAGAGGGUGCUCCGACUGAGAGUAAACCUGCAAUAUCAACCUUACACAUCUCUUGCUAUAUUCCAGGGCUAA
This is a messenger RNA of Penicillium malachiteum, 555 nucleotides long. RefSeq names its product phosphoinositide 3-kinase. The record is from RefSeq and is a predicted model, not a curated record. Bases 1 to 555 code for a protein of 184 amino acids. The transcript has a single exon. Lineage: Eukaryota; Fungi; Ascomycota; Eurotiomycetes; Eurotiales; Aspergillaceae.